GCUUAUUACCCAGCUUGCCAUUGUUCAUGUCAUGCUGUUGGCCUGUUAUUUGAGACAGCUUUUCUGCGUCGUGCCCCGGUACGAUUCUCUCAAGCCCCUUCUGCGGUCCGGCCAUAACCAUGGCAGCGAGGACCAUACAAAACAAGAGCUUUCGUCAUACAGCAAUAUUUACUGUAAUGUCCGCAUUGGCCAUGGGCGGAACCUAUUGAUGAGGGUAGCUCGUUCAUGCCAAGCGCACUUCCAAGCACCGAACGAGAUUACCAUGCUGGAAGCAUAACAACAAACACAGGCAAAGGGCGUGGUCUGACACGCCGAGGCAUUUCAGGCGGUGCCAGAAGUAAGAUGAAGCUUGGUACACGGGGUGAGAUGGAUUGUCCGGUAGCGAUCCAAUCGAUCCUCUCCCGUUCCUAUCAGCGACCAGUAUAGUAUCGCAGCUGGACCAAGAGAAUGGCGCAGACAAGAUCCCCUGUUCAUCCUGCUGGAUUGUCUUGGUUCCCGUUGACAGGCUCGGCUCCGAGGAGUCUCCAGCGCCCAGCCACUCCGCCGACCACCAGCAUUGUGGGCUUCCUCAUCCUGUGGGCUCCUUCUCCACGUCCACGCCCUUGGCAAACAAUUCUUUCAGGCGAGGUUCCCGAACCGACGAGUUGUCUAUGUCUCUAUUAAUAUCAAGUAUCAAACGCUCGGGCCUGGCUGACGCUUAGGGCUGUCUUGGAAGAAAACUGGAGACACACCACCUCCGCCCUUGGGUCGCUUUCCCUCCACUUCACCCGACAUUGGACGUCGCUUGGCACUCUCAGCUGAUCCGUCUGGUGCUCACAGGUCAGAGAUUGUACUGUAUUUUCACCCAUAUUGAGACCGAAGCUGCCCUGUUCGGGUUGCGUGGAUUGCUCAUCGCUUGACCAAUGUGGCAAAGGCGUGUUCCAUCUUCGACGGAUUGCGCCGAGCCUCAUGCAGGAGGAAGCAAUGGAACCUUGCGUCCCAGCCACACCCUGCGACCAGAGUGUUGCAUCGACUAACCUUGGAAACUGCGUGCCGAACCUCAUAAGAUAUUUUCGUCCCGCAAACUGUGGAGGACCAAUCCGAUACGCCGGGCUUGCAGGAAUCGGCGCGGUUUUGUGAAUCUUGAUCUUUGGAACGACGCCCACAGGCAUCUUCAACCCAAAACCCCAGAGCAUCUGGGAAUAUAUCUCUGGUGAUUAUUGACCUCCACUGGCGGCUGCUAAUUCGGCAGGAGGCCAUGCAUGCCAUGCCUUGCCGUUUAUCCAGUUCCGCUUCAAGGUCAUCAACGACGCCACUCACCGCCCAGGCCCUAAAUUGUUGCAAAAUAGUUGUCAAGACCAAGCCUGUCCACUUUGAUCAGGCCCAUUUUCUAUCGUGGCGCAAAAAUCCCCGGUGACCUGUCACACAUGGCUAGUCUGACCUGGAGAGCUGCAGCCCAGAAACUAGGACCAGGGUUGGCGAGAAUUCGCAAAUGAACCAUAUUGCGAUAUACUCCCCCAACCUCGUCCACUCUUCUCGACCGCCUCGAUCUGUUGUAUCACCCUCGAAGUUCGUUAUAUCAUUUUCUCUCUACUAUUUCCUUUCCCUUCGUGUGGGAGGGGCCUACCCUCGUUAUUUUGUGUUGCGCUUUUUCCUUACCUCACCCUCUUUCGAUCCCCAGGAUGGCUUUCUCACAGUUCAUCACCAUCCUCUCGUUUCUGUCGCUCGCUCUCUUCUCUGCGGCUGCCCCUUCUUCAUCGUCGUCUCUCCAAAAACGGGGAGAUCCAGUCAAGUUCGAGGUCACCCUGACAUGGGAAGACUAUUCGCCCAAUGGAGGAACGCCACGGAAAAUGAUCAUGACCAAUGGCACAUUCCCCGGCCCACCGUUGAAGUUGAAGGUCGGCGAUGAGGUUGAGUUCCUUGUCCAUAACGAUCUCCCCGACCCAACUGCUGUUCACUUCCACGGCAUUGUCCAGCAAGGCACACCAUGGUCCGAUGGCGUCCCCGGUUUGACGCAGAAGCCGAUCGCCCCUGGGGAAUGCUAUCUGUACAAGUGGACUGCCGACGCUGCCGGCGUGUACUUUUACCACUCCCACUAUCGUUCCCAAAUGAUGGACGGAAUGUACGGUGCAAUCAUUAUCUCCCCGGAAAAAGACUCGGACAAGCCUUUCUCUCUCAUCAGCAAUGAUACGGAGGCAAUUGAGGCCAUGUCCGAGGCGGACGAGAACCUCCAGACCGUCUUCAUAUCCGACUACAAUAAAUACACUUCCCAGGAGCUGCACGAGCAAGAACGCUCGGCUAACAUCGACUUCGCCUGCGCCGACUCCAUCUUGCUGAACGGUCAGGGUUCGCAAUACUGUUUGUCGCGCGAUGAACUGACGGCGUACACCAACCCCAAGGUGAAAGCACUGGUGGCAACUGUCAGCCCCAGUGAAAUCACCGACAAGGGCUGUUUACCACCAAAUCUGGCCGCCACGCAAGGCAACUUUACGUUCGACAUCGACUCGAUCCCCCGGGACGCUUACUUCGAGUGCACUCCGUCCAGCGGCCCCAUGGCCACGUUCGACGUCGACCCAGCGAAGGGCUGGGCGGCCUUGACCUUCAUCAACCCUGGCGGUUUUGAAAUGCUGAAGUUCACCAUCGACUCGCACAAAAUGUGGGUCUAUGCCGUGGACGGCGGGUACGUGGUGCCUCAACUAGUAGAUCAAAUCACGGUGAACAACGGGGACCGCUACUCGGUCCUGAUCAAGCUCGAUCAGACGCCUGCGCAGUACUCGAUCCGCGUGUCGAACAGCGGCUUGAAUCAAGUCAUCAGCGGCUUUGGGAUUCUGAACUACAAGGGCUCAACCGGUCCCGCUGCCGGAGAAGACAACCCCAACGCCCUGGCCGGGAUGAACUUUGCCGGCGUCAACCUGACCACACUGGUUCCCUUCAACGACAACAAGGCCGCGCCGUACCCUGAGCGUGCGCCUGCCCCGACGCCCGAUGUGACGUAUAAGUUCAACAUCAAGAAACUCGGCCAGCCGUACGGCGCGUACGACUGGACCCUAAGCGGCAUCGACACCUUCAACGUCACUCUCGAGGAUAAUGAGCAGCCCCUUUUGUUCGCAAAGGACCCCAACGAUAUUGAAGCCACCGAUCUCGUCCUGAAGACGAAUUUGGGCCAAUGGGUCGAUCUGAUCGUACAGGUCCAGGGUCCUCUCGCCCAACCUCACCCUAUGCACAAGCACUCCAACAAGGCCUAUGUGCUGGGCAAAGGCACAGGCACCUUCAACUGGAGCACUGUAGCUGAAGCGGCGGCCGAGUUGCCUCCAAACACUUUCAAUUUCGUCAACCCUCCUCUUCGCGACGGGUAUACCACCACCCCAGCUGAGGGAAACAGCACCUGGAUGGCCCUGCGCUACCAGGUCGUCAACCCGGGCCCCUUCCUGUUUCACUGCCACAUGCAGACCCACAUGGCCGGCGGCAUGGCCGUCGCCUUUCUCGACGGCGUCGACCAGUGGCCAGAGAUCCCGCCCGAGUACGCUGGACCCGACGGCGAUGGCAGCGGCAACGGUAUCACCAGUGGUGCAACUGCAAAGCUGAAGAAGAAGGCGAAACUUCAUCCUAAACAAAAUGAAUGAAAGUAAUCUGCUUUCUUUCGCCAGAAGCCUCGUUUUGCCGUCUGUCUGUUCGUCCCUUCGGCCGAAGAUGUUAUUAAGGCCGCUGCCGCUCCCGAUGUUGUCGAUGUCGUUGAUGUUGAUGUUGCUGGUGCUGGCACGUGCUUGUUUUGCUGGAUUGUACCUACAACGUAUGCAGCAUUGGAAAAUCAUGUAAUAUAUAUCUCACCCUAGCUACCAAAGUACCCUUCUAUCGCCGGUUAGUAUCUUGGAUUGUUCUGAUUGGGAAUGUAACAAACGAGAAUAUAAUUGUACCACGACAAAUUUACUCACUACUAGUAGGAACAGUGUUUCUCAAUCAACUUUCUUCAAGC
This is a messenger RNA of Exophiala dermatitidis NIH/UT8656, 3952 nucleotides long. Its product is annotated as laccase TilA. Gene Ontology annotation, molecular function: copper ion binding; oxidoreductase activity. The transcript has 2 exons. The record is from RefSeq and is a predicted model, not a curated record. Lineage: Eukaryota; Fungi; Ascomycota; Eurotiomycetes; Chaetothyriales; Herpotrichiellaceae. The coding region runs from base 1662 to 3602 and encodes 646 amino acids.